AUGCCCGAGCUGCAAAAGUGGAACUGGGGCAGUCGCUGGGUCGAGAAGCCGUACUUUGACGACUUCAACCUCAACUCGCUCGCGCACGGCAAGAACCUCGAGCUCACGGCGCAUGGCUUCUCGGAGGCAGACCUGGACCGCGAGUUCUUUAUUGGCGACGACCUCUCGAUUGGCCCGGUCGCCACGCUCCGCAACAUCGUGGACGAGCUCCGGGGCUUGUAUUGUGGGCACAUUGCCACCGAGUACCAGCACCUGCGCAACCGCGAUGCUGCGCUUUGGAUCCGACAGAGCCUCACCAAGUACAAGGAUUUUGAGUUUUCGCCGACGGAAAAGACGGCGAUUUUCCAGCACAUGCUGCGCGCCGAGCUCUUUGAGAAGUUUCUCGGUCGGCGCUUUUCGGGUGCCAAGCGCUUCUCGAUCGAAGGCGGCGAGAGCAUCAUCCCGGGGCUGAAGGAGCUCCUGGAGAGCGCCAGUGACGCCGGCGUCGACUCUGUGCACAUGGGGAUGGCCCACCGCGGACGCCUCAACGUGCUUGCCAAUGUCUUGCAGCGUCCCCUGCACGCGAUCAUGUCGCAGUUCCAGCCGUACUUGCCGGACGAGCCAGAGUAUCCGAACAACUCGGACGACGUCCGGUACCACCUAGGCACGGUCUCGCACCUCACGAUGCGCAACGGCAAGACCAUGGAGGUGAAAUUGGCCGCGAACCCGUCGCAUCUGGAAGCGGUCAACUCGGUCGUGUUGGGCGAGACGCGGGCGUGCCAGGAUCAGCUACAAGAUAUGAAUGGAUCGCGCGUGAUGCCGUUGCUGCUGCACGGCGACGCCUCCAUGUUCCAGGGCUCGGUUCGCGAGGCCUUUGGCUUUAGUGCGCUCGAAGACUUCAAGACCGGUGGCACCGUCCACGUCAUUAUCAACAACCAGAUCGGGUUUACGACACUGCCGAAACAAGCCGACUCGGCCGUCUACUGCAGUGAUGUCGCCAAAAUCUCACGCAGUCCCAUCUUUCAUGUCAAUGGCGACGACCCGGAAGCCGUCGUCAAGGUGAUGAAAAUGGCGGUCGAGUACCGGCAAAAGUUCAAGUGCGACGUCGUCGUCGAUCUCGUGUGCUACCGCCGCCAUGGCCACAACGAGCAGGACUCGCCCGAGAUCACGGCCCCCGUCAUGUACCAUCGCAUCAACCAGCACCCGACCGUGAUCAACCUCUACUACAAGCAACUUUUAAAAGACGGUCACUUGACGCACUCCGACAAGGCGGUAUUGGCCAACGCGAUCGAGGUCGAGCUUGCGGCGGAGCUCGAGCACUCGAAAUCGUGUCCUUCGCCGUGGGACAACAUGGGCGACGGCCACUCGCGCCGUGUCGACGACCCCAACGACGCGCUCCGAGCCGGCAUAGUCGACACGGGCGUCGACCGCAAGCUCCUCGAAGAGAUUGGCGCCCAGAUUUUCCGACUACCCCCAGGCUUUACUGCCCACAAAAAGGUGGAAGCCAUCAUGAACAAUCGUCUGCGGGCGGUAGAGACAGGUGCCCGCGUCGACUGGGCGACGGCAGAAGCUUUGGCGUUCGGCUCGCUUCUCGCCGAAGGAGUCGACGUGCGUCUUAGCGGCCAAGAUUGCGAACGCGGCACGUUCAACCAGCGCCACGCCGUCUUGUACGACCAGUUUGAAGCUCUCUCGAUGCGAAAU
Messenger RNA from Saprolegnia parasitica CBS 223.65, 1680 nucleotides. RefSeq lists its product as hypothetical. The annotation marks the transcript as partial. Gene Ontology annotation, molecular function: oxoglutarate dehydrogenase (succinyl-transferring) activity; thiamine pyrophosphate binding. Gene Ontology annotation, biological process: tricarboxylic acid cycle. Lineage: Eukaryota; Oomycota; Saprolegniomycetes; Saprolegniales; Saprolegniaceae. Gene Ontology annotation, cellular component: oxoglutarate dehydrogenase complex; mitochondrion. The transcript has 13 exons. The record is from RefSeq and is a predicted model, not a curated record.